This is a messenger RNA of Euleptes europaea (tarantolino), 2061 nucleotides long. RefSeq names its product poly(ADP-ribose) polymerase family member 12 (gene PARP12). The record is from RefSeq and is a predicted model, not a curated record. The transcript has 12 exons. Gene Ontology annotation, molecular function: NAD+ poly-ADP-ribosyltransferase activity; metal ion binding. The coding region runs from base 1 to 1983 and encodes 660 amino acids. Lineage: Eukaryota; Metazoa; Chordata; Lepidosauria; Squamata; Sphaerodactylidae.
AUGGAGGUGCCCCUGGGCCGGCGGGCGUGGCGGGAGGUGUGCGCGGCGGGCGGCUGCCUGCCCGCAAGCGAGCUGGCUCGGCGGCUGCAGGUCCGCGACGGCUCCGGCCGCCUGGCCCGCGCGCUGGCGGACGCCAAGAGGUUCGCCCUGGUGGCCCGGGAGGAGGCGGGCGCGGCGGCCGGGGGCGGCGAGCAGCGGGUGGCGGUGGGCAUCACCGGGGCGCGCCUGUGCAAGGAGCACGGCGGGGGCCGGUGCGCCGGGCAGUGCCGCCAGCUCCACCUCUGCCGCUACUUCGUCUACGGCGGGUGCCGCCAUCAGGGCACCAGGAAACAAUGCAGAUUCAUCCAUGACAUUCAUUCACCACAUAAUUUGAGUGUCCUAAAAGAGCAUGAGUUGGAAAAUUUGAGCAUUGAAGAAUUACGUCAGCUGCUGCUUCAGAAUGAUCCUUCGUUCCUGCCUGAGAUAUGCACGUAUUAUAACAAAGGGGAUGGACCCUUUGGUUCUUGUACCUUUAAGAAGAUCUGUGUCAAACUUCACAUAUGCCAGUACUAUCUCCAGGGAUCAUGCAGGUUUGGGAGCGACUGCAGACGCUCACAUAACAUUUUUGACUCUGAAUGUUAUGAGAAGUUGGAGAAGUGGGGAAUGAGCCAAACCCUGAUUGGUAAGCUUCCCUUGAUCUACAGGAACAUGUAUGACAUCAUACAUAGCACAACAUCAACUCGCAAAGCAAGAAAGAGCAGUGGUCAGACCCCAUUGACGACAAACAGCGAUGAAGAAUCAAAUAUGAUUUGCUUGUACCACAUUAGGAAAAGUUGUAGCUUCCAAGAUAAGUGUGUCCGAGUUCACUUCCACUUGCCAUAUAGAUGGGAAAUCUUUAAUGGUGUCCAUUGGAAGGAGCUGCCUCUUAUGGAGGACAUUGAAAAGCACUACUGUGACCCCUUUAAUAAAAGGUUUAACUGCAGUGGUGUUGGAAAACUAGUCAUUGAUUUCUGCAGUAUGACGUGUGACUCAAACUCAGUCAGACGCCUCUCCACAGCAUCCUCAGUGACCAAGCCUCCUCACUAUAUCCUUACUACUGAAUGGCUCUGGUACUGGGAAGAUGAGUAUGGGGUGUGGCAUGAAUAUGGGAAGCAGGAUGUUGACCACGAUGCUGCCUCAGUAUGCAGCCUUGACCUUGAGAAAGCCUAUCAAUCUGAAGCGUCUCCAACACUCAACUUCACAGCCGGGAAGCACAGCUAUGUGCUUGAUUUCAAAACCAUGAAACAGAAAAACCUGCGUUACCUGACAGAACGAGAUGUUUCUAGGCGACCUAAGUUUGUCUCUUUAAAAGAAAUAGAGAAGAAGAAAACCAGAGGGGCUGAGUUAUUGAAGCAAGGCCAAGGACCUACAAAUAUUCCAGCGCAUUGGGACCAGUCCGCCUUACCAGAGCUUGGAUGUAAGCUGAUCACCCUUCUGUCAUCGUCUAAUGAGUUCAGAAAGGUCCAGGUGAAUUUUGAGCGCACAAUGUCCAAGGCAACAAUUAUAAGGAUCAAGAGAAUUCAGAAUCUGGCUCUCUGGGAAGUGUUUCAAUGGCAGAAAGAACAAAUGAAGAAGGCAAAUGGAGGAAAGGACGUAGAUGAAAGACUGCUGUUUCAUGGGACGGCCAGAAACCAUGUUGACCCUAUCUGCCAGCAGAACUUUGACUGGAGGAUCUGUGGAGUUCAUGGGACCGCCUAUGGCAAAGGAAGCUACUUUGCAAGGGAUGCUUCGUAUUCUGAUAACUACUGCAAACAGGAUUCCAUCUCCAAGACAAUAUUUCUGGCACGGGUAUUAGUGGGGGAAUUUACCAACGGUUUACCUCACUAUCUCCGUCCUCCUGCCAAAGAUAGCCAGAACACUAUUUUCUAUGACAGCUGUGUGAAUAGCACCCAUAACCCGUCCAUCUUUGUCAUUUUUGAAAAGCAUCAAAUUUACCCUGAAUACCUGAUUGAAUAUUCCACUUAGGUUGAACUUACUGUAGACCAUUGGUUGCUUUUCUUUCUGGUUUACAGACUACCUUGCAGAAAUCUAAAUGAAGACUCU